This is a messenger RNA of Priapulus caudatus, 2885 nucleotides long. RefSeq names its product hairy/enhancer-of-split related with YRPW motif protein-like. The record is from RefSeq and is a predicted model, not a curated record. Gene Ontology annotation, molecular function: DNA-binding transcription factor activity. The coding region runs from base 779 to 1810 and encodes 343 amino acids. Gene Ontology annotation, biological process: regulation of DNA-templated transcription. NCBI's taxonomy places the organism in Eukaryota, Metazoa, Priapulida, Priapulimorpha, Priapulimorphida, Priapulidae. The transcript has 2 exons.
CAUUAGCAGCCAAGUGGUGACACGCCGGCAGGGGUCCCCCACAGCUCACUCAUAUAGGAGCGCUCGCGCGCGUCCCCUCUCUCUCAGACCGCCGCCGCUGCCACUGUGGGUCUGUCCCCCACUCCUCCUCCCCUACUCUCUGUCUCUCUCUCUCUCACUAUCUGACUCCCCGUGUCUUACUCUCUCGGAGACGGUCGAGAGAAUAAAGAGGAUGCUUGAGAAGUAUUCGCUAAUUACAGCGGGACCUUGCCUAGAUUCGGGGUUUUGCACAAGGAUUUCUAAUUCUGGGAAGCGGCAACAACGUGCUUCUCUCGUGUGAGAAUUAAUUAAUCUAAUUAAUUAAUCUAGUUAAUUAAUCGCUCUCGAAAGGAUCUUCGCGGAACGCGAUUCCGCAUCGAGCGCCGGACUCCGCUUCGGCACUUCCAAACUCUGACAAACUUUGCGGAGCGAGCGACGUACGAGCGAGGAGACGCUGGGCGACCGAGGAACAGGCGAGAGGUGAGCGGGACGACGGUAACUCUACGAUGUUGAUCGCGCGCGGUCCGACGUGUCGAACCGCGAGCGACACAAAUCUCGACGAUCAGAGUCGCGAGAGAGACGCGGCCAUCUUGAAAGAAGCUUAAAGAUUGGAGGAAGUGAAGACUUUGCGACUCCCGUGUUUUUUUCGCGAGACGUGUAGUGAUCGUCUGCACGUUCUAGACAAGAGAACGCUACAUACGAGGACGUCACGCCUGCAGGACGCGCAUAAAAAGGACCUGUUUCUCACCACCAAAGGUAAAUGGAGACGGGCGGCUGGCUUCAGGGACUCCCCGACGACGACCUGGUCGCGCUGAGCGCCGACGUCGGCUCCGACUGUUCUUCCUGCAGCAUGCCCGGCAGCGGCAAUACCUCCCUGGAGGAUCCGCAGCAGGGAAGCUGGAACAGCAACGGCGGCAGUAACACAUGCAGAGCCCUGCGCUGCGACCCGAUGCCGCCGCUGCUGCCGCCGCCGCCGCCAUACAUAGACGACGCAAACUACGCGACGCUGAACCCGAUCGGUCACGUGACCGCCGCGCAGACGCCGCUGACGCACGCCAUGGCAACGAGCUUGACGCAAGAGUACGCGCUAAGCAACCACCACCACCAUCAUCAGCAGCAGCAGCAACAGCAGCAGCAGCAUCAGCAUCAGCAGAAUCAGUAUCAGCAGCAACUUCCUCUUGUGCAGAGUUCCCCUCAGGAACUCGAGGCUUCCUCUCUGCUCCCCGGGAGUUUAUACGGAGGGCAGGACCUGAUCGAGGGAUCUAUGACCAUGAGCGAGCUCGCGCCGCAUAACCAUGACAACGCUGCGAAUCAGCAGAUGUACUUCUCCCCGUGGCACGACGCCUCCGCCGUCUACCCUCCCCCGCAGGAACCCUCCGUCGCAUCCGCACACAUCACGGGAGAGCACGCCGACGCUCUGAUGACGUCAUACUACGGCGGCGACGCGAAGCAGCGAUUCCAGACGUCGCCUCCGCAGAGUCUGAGUGGGCUGAACACGAGCGACAUAGAGAACAGUACGACGAUAGCGCACUACCAACCGCGAGACGUCAUACGGAAGCGGAGAAAGACGAUGGUGCCCGUGGACAGGAAGGACGACGGCUACUGGGAGAAGAGGAGGAAGAAUAACGAAUCGGCAAAGAAAUCCAGAGAGUACAAGAAGGACAGAGAGAAGAAGUUUUUCCGGCGCGCCUGUGAGUUGGAACAAGAGAAUCAGAUGCUCAGGGAGCGGAUAGCAGAACUGGAGACGAAGAUGAUAUCUGCUGCCAAAGAUUGUGCAUAUGCAAACAUGUGAGGUGUAUUCUAAAGGCCUUGUGUAUUUCAUCGCCCUAUGUAGUCAAAUGUCAAGGCGUUAUUAUAUUAUAUCAAGAGCUAAUAAAUACCUAUUAUUAUUACUAUUAUAGGUAUUUAUUAGCUCUUGAUUAUAUAUAUUGCCUUAAUUAAAUAUAACAUUGUCGCGCCAUCUAUCGAGAGAAAUAAUCUAUAAGCGCAUAAUUUUUAUUAUUAUAUGCAUAUUAGAUUAGGUUCUUACCAAAGAAAUACACUUCAUAGAAUAUCGAGUAUUAUAUUUCUAUGGUUCUUACUAGGAAAUGUUGAAAUGCGUUGGAAAGCCAAACUAUAUAUUUAUAGUAAAGUAUUCUUGUGGUAUGUGUAGUCAUACGUGUAUGUCAUUUAGUGAAUAUCGUAAUUAGAAUCGUGUCACUGUUUAAACAUUAUAGUAGGUGUAAAGAAUGUUUGUCGUAAAUUAAUGUACUUUUUUUGUAUCUGGUAAUAGCGACUUCUUGUAAUAAAGAUAAGCAUUUCAGCACGGACAAGCUAUGUGUAUAUAGCUGUGUUAGACUGUCCUUUAUACGUGGUUUUCAUAUCACAUGUAUUUAUAUAUCAUUACAUAAAACUAAGCAGCCAUAAUAAUAUAAUAUAUAAGGUACCAUAAUUGUAAUUGUAUUAUAGACGUUUGAUAAAAUAUUAUUUGAUAUUUGAUGUUGAGAUUUGAUAUUAUUCUGAGCAAAAUGAUCGCGAGUUAGAUACACAUGGAAAUCACGAGCAUAGAAAUCGUAACUGCGAAUCGUAUACAUUUUAACCACGAUUGUUGUAGAUGCCCUUCAGACUUUUUAACUUGGUCUUACUUUUGUAUUUAGUAGAACUAAGCCGAAUUCGUCGUACUUGUAAUCAGAUUUUUUCCAUAACAUAACUAGUGGCGUACUCGGCGGAUGUCUGUGGGUUGUUUUAGAUGGACCAAGAUCAAUUCUCGGCGCGCGUAGUUCUAAUGCAGCCGUAGCUUGUGAAAGUAGUGCGGUACACACACGUACACGCACGCACACGCACACACGCACGCACACACACACACACACACACACACACACACACAC